UGGAAAAGCCAGACGCUACCGAACCAAAUAUCUCCUCUUUUUCAAACUCUCACUCAAAUCAAAAUCUUGCGUAUUUCAUCAAACCUUUUUUUGUCGAAACCUUCUCACUCCAAACUCGCCUGAACCUUUUUCUUCUCUUUUCCGUCAAUCAAAUCCAAUCCCCAAAGGAAAGCCAGCUACUCCACCGCCGCCGCCGCCGCUAUGGAUGAAAAUUCAAAGAUUGUCGAUGGUGGCGCUGCUAAAACAUCCGCCCAAGAUUCCGCCGCAACAAACUCUAACCCUAAUUCCGAUGUCACUACUGCCAAUUCAAACUCCGCUGCUGAUGCUGGUGCUACCGUCGCCGUCGAUGGCGACGGCAGAUCGGAUGGUGCUUCUCUCUCUCGGCAGUCUUCUAGAACUCCGUUCACCAACCUUAGUCAAGUCGAUGCUGACCUCGCUCUUGCCCGCACUUUACAGGAGCAGGAAAGGGCAUACAUGAUGCUAAGCAUGAAUGGGGGUGGCGGCGGUGUUGGUUUUGGAAGGUGGGAGACUGGAAUAUAUAUUCCUGAUGAUGAUGAUGAUGACUUUGGUGACUCCCAUGAUCAUGAAUAUGAUGAAGAAGAUGAAGACGAUGACGAUGAUGAGGAGAAUGAAGAGUAUAUUGAAAAUUAUGAUGAGGGUGAGGAUGCGUUCGACAUUCAGGCUCAUGAUGAUUCUGGUGAUGACGAUGAACCUAAUGUUGAACUUGAUCCUAGUGCGUAUCCUGAUGAUGAGUCAUAUGCGAGGGCCUUACAGGAUGCUGAAGAGAGGGAAAUGGCUGCUAGAUUGUUAGCUAUGGCUGGCAUAACUGAACGAGAAAUAGUAGAUGUGGAGGAGCAUGAGGAUCACGGGGAUCAUGGGGAUCAUUCUCAGGAUACGUGGGAGGAGGUUGAUCCUGAUGAACUUUCCUAUGAGGAACUGCUUGCUCUGGGUGAUGUAGUUGGUACAGAGAGUAGAGGAUUAUCAGCUGAUACAAUUGCAUCGCUGCCCUCGACAAAUUAUAAAUCUCAAAACAAUAAUGAAACCGAGGCUGAUACUUGCGUCAUUUGCCGGUUAGACUAUGAGGAUGGUGAUGGAUUGACCACACUUCCUUGCAAGCAUCUCUACCAUUCAGAUUGCAUAAAUAAUUGGUUGAAAAUUAAAAAGGCUUGUCCUGUUUGCAGCACAGAGGUUUCAACGUCUCAAAAUAGCUAAUGAAGGGAUGGAUGAUACUUUGGUGUAUAUUACAUUCUACAUGAAAUUGCUGAUUAAAAGCCAUAGAUCUGGUUCUCGUGCUUUUUCUUCUGUCACCUGUUGUAUCUGUUCUUGAAUAAUUCAUUAUUCCCAAUUCGAGAAUGGAAUGCCUUCUUUGUCUCA
Messenger RNA from Spinacia oleracea (spinach), 1374 nucleotides. RefSeq names its product E3 ubiquitin ligase BIG BROTHER-related. NCBI's taxonomy places the organism in Eukaryota, Viridiplantae, Streptophyta, Magnoliopsida, Caryophyllales, Amaranthaceae. The transcript is spliced from 7 exons. The coding region runs from base 202 to 1212 and encodes 336 amino acids. The record is from RefSeq and is a predicted model, not a curated record.